CCUCGCAUCCCAUUGAUUUGGGCUCGGCGCCAGCGCUACGAUCGAGAACGCAGUCGUCCUCCGGGAGACAGACAGCAAGAGGAACCAAGAAAACAACAGUAACCCCGCCCACACCUGCUAUCGCGACCACCUGUGGCUUUGACUAGUCAUGGCGAAUCCGUUGCAGUUUGCCUACCGAACCCAGAAGGCCAUCGGCGUCUUCGACGCCGCCCCUGUCUACGAGGAGCUUCCUGGGUUCGAGAAGCCCGAAGGGAACCUCCGGUGCUGUGUCUAUUCGCCUUGUGGCCGCUACUUCGCAUACGCCUCUAAUGAGGGUGUCGUUGUUGCUGAUGCCUCGGUCGGCCACGUGCUGACCUCGCUCCCCAUUGCCAACGCCUUCGAGCUCGGAUUCUCUCCCCGCGGCAACUACCUGAGCACUUGGGAGCGACCUGCCAAGGACGAAAACGGCGACGCCACCAAGAACUUGAAGAUCUGGCGCACCAUCGAGGACGUCGCUGAGGGAGCCGAGAAGGAGCCCCUUGGCAAGUUUGUCCAGAAGUCGCAGUCGGGUUGGAACCUGCAGUACACGGCCGACGAGAAGUACUGCGCCCGCAUCGUCACCAACGAGGUGCAGUUUUACAACAGCAACGACUUCUCGACUGUCUGGAACAAGCUGCGUGCCGAGGGUGUGACCGACUUUGCCAUCGCCCCCGGCCUGAACCAGAACGUUGCCGUCUUCAUCCCGGAGCGCAAGGGCCAACCCGCUGCCGUGAAGGUCUACAAUGUGCCCUCGUUCGCCAGCCCCAUCUCCCAAAAGACCUUUUUCAAGGGCGACAAGGUGCAGCUGAAGUGGAACGCGCUGGGAACGAGCCUGAUUGUGCUGGCACAAACAGAAGUGGACAAGUCGAACAAGAGCUACUAUGGCGAGACGACCAUGUAUCUCUUGAGCGCCAACGGCUCGUUCGACGCCAGGAUCACGCUCGACAAGGAUGGGCCGAUCCAUGACGUUGCCUGGUCCCCCAACUCGACCGAGUUUGGCGUCAUCUACGGUUUCAUGCCCGCGAAGACGACCAUCUUCAACCACCGCGGCGUGGCCAUCCACUCGUUCCCGCUCGGCCCACGCAACACCAUCAUUUUCUCCCCCACGGGCCGGUUCACCCUGGUUGCCGGCUUCGGUAACUUGGCCGGCCAGAUCGACGUCUACGACUUGGAGAAAGACUACCGCAAGAUCUGCACCAUCGAGAGCGGCAACCCCAGUGUCUGCACCUGGAGCCCCGACAGUCGCUACAUCAUGACUGCGACCACGUCGCCUCGCCUCCGCGUAGACAACGGCAUCAAGCUCUGGCACGUCGGUGGCGGCAUCAUGUACAACGAAGAUAUGGUCGAGUUGUAUAAUGCCAUGUGGCGUCCCAUCCCCGCAGAAAAUCUUCCCGCCGGGGAUCCUUUGCACCCCGUGCCGACCCCGCACGCCUCCGGCAUGGCCUUCCUCGGCACGGUCAAGACCCCGUCCAAGCCCGUGGGAGCUUACCGCCCGCCCGGUGCGCGCGGCGCCUUGACUCCGCUGCACUUCAAGCGCGAAGACGAGGGUGGCGCCGCCCACGUCGUCAGCAACGGAACUGCCUCGAUCGGCCCCAACGGCUUCGGUCGUCCGCGUCACCUGGUUCCGGGAGCGGAGCCCGCCGGCCGUUCCGUUCCCGGUGCGGCGCCCGCCGACGACGGGAACGCGGCCAAGAAGAACAAGAAGAAGCGGAACAAGAAGGCCAAGGAGGGCGACGCUGCCGCGGCCGCUGGCGCCCCCACCGAAGGCGGGCUUGCGCCCUCUCCCCGCGAGUACGGAAGCGCCUCGGGCAACGAAGGCCGCAGCCCUGAUCGGCGCGGCCAGCACCACGCCCGCAGCCGCUCGCGCCACAACAAUGCCAACAACAAUGGCAACAACCUGCAACCCGGCUCGCGCAACCGCAGCAACACCCAACGCGCCGCCUCCCGCAGCCGUCCCGGUCAGGCACCUCAGGGUGGCGCCUCGCCCGUCUCCCCCGCUACUCCCGGCGAUGCGGACGGACCCGGCGGCGCGGGGGCGGCCAACCCGAACGCCAAGAAGGUCAGAGCCCUGCAGAAGAAGAUCCGGGCGAUCGAGGACCUCGAGAUGAGGCUCGCCGGCGGAGAGAAGCUGGAGGAGACGCAGGUCAAGAAGAUCAACACCAAGAAGUCCGUGGUUGACGAGCUCGCAGCCCUGGGCGGGCACGCAUAGGCUGUUGUGUCGUCACGCGUAGGGUGUGUGUCGUGCAGCUGUGCGAUGGCGUUGGUACCUGGAAAGAGGGGGGGGAGGCGAGGUGUGAAAGCCUCGGGCUUCUGACUCCCUUCUGGUAGGCCUGUGGCGC
Messenger RNA from Chaetomium fimeti, 2357 nucleotides. Its product is annotated as eukaryotic translation initiation factor eIF2A-domain-containing protein. The transcript is spliced from 2 exons. Gene Ontology annotation, molecular function: tRNA binding; protein binding; translation initiation factor activity. The record is from RefSeq and is a predicted model, not a curated record. Bases 149 to 2227 code for a protein of 692 amino acids. Gene Ontology annotation, cellular component: cytosolic small ribosomal subunit. Gene Ontology annotation, biological process: translational initiation. NCBI's taxonomy places the organism in Eukaryota, Fungi, Ascomycota, Sordariomycetes, Sordariales, Chaetomiaceae.